Protopolystoma xenopodis is the source of this 483-nucleotide messenger RNA. Lineage: Eukaryota; Metazoa; Platyhelminthes; Monogenea; Polystomatidea; Polystomatidae. The record is from the annotation of a GenBank genome assembly.
AUGUCGGUGGCUACAAAUCAUACGACAGUCGUUCAUGUCGAUUGCGGCCUCGUCUACUGGCAGGCUCGAGGAGAGAGACGUUUUUCAGCACACGCUUUGCCACGAAAUGAAGUCACCUCGACACGUGCCAGACUUACACUCUCAGUUCAGCAUGCGCCCUGUCUCGCACCUUCACCUUCACCUUCACCUUCGCCUUCGCCCUCAUCUUCACUUGCGUUCUUCACUCUCUUCCUAUCACUCCACUCUCCUCACCGUCGGCUGGGCUCCUUUUCCUGUUCAGCUCCGUUCUCCCACUUUCCGCUCCUUGCAUCUCCCGCUGAUUGCACAGUCUGCCCUGCCCCCAGCCUCCAUUCACAUCCACUUGCAGGUUUGCAAAUGGUGCCAUGCUCCUCUUCCGCUGCCCAUUCAUACCUGCGCAUCACCUUGCCCGGUCGUCUAUACCUACUUUUGUCUGCCUGUCGACAUGAUUGGGGAUUCAACUAA